GUAUCAUGUGGCCGAAAUUUAAUUGAUCGCAAAAAUAUAACCGAUAUUGAAUUUUCGAGUGGAGGUCACUUUGAAUAUGGUCCAUCAGCAAUAGUGAAGAGCAUUGAUUAUUGACCAUAAGUUAUAGUUCUAUUUAUGAUAGUUAUAGCUGGUGCAAGUCAAUAGAUAGUCAAUAUGUCAAAACCUCGAAGUAGAAAUAGUUUGUUGUCGUCUCACAACAGAUCUACGUUUGGAACCACUACUAAAGAUGAACUACUAGCUCAGAAAUUCCUGAUGGAAAGACCAGAUGCACCAUUAUAUCCAUUGAAUGAUGUUGAUGGUCAAGCCGAAACAUACAAUGAUCCAUCCAUCAAAUCUAAUUUUCAAGCUACUUUUCCUGACUUCAAACCAUGGAAAGAUCAUACUAAUUUAUCGAAUGAUAAGAGAGAACAAGAGACUCUGAAAUUGAACAAUACAUCAUACUUGAAUAAAGGUUAUUUUGAAGCUCCAAUGGUGGCCAAUGAAUAUUAUUCAGCAAGAACGUUGAUUCAAGCUACAGUUUUCACUUCAACUGAGAAUUGUAAUGAAGUAUUAAAAGAGUUGUCCCAACAUUUAACGAACUCGUUUAAAGCUAGAAAUGAGGUCAUUAAUAAGAUCAAAUACAAUUCAAAUAAGUUUAAAAUCCCUCCCAGAGUGACAUUAACAGCUUCAAAGAAAGAAGCAUGGCUUCGUGAUUUAGCUAAUCCAGAAAUUCCAUUCCAGAAAAUUGGUGAAAAAAUUCCGCAUGGUAUUAGAAAUAAAAUAUUGGUCGAUGCUGUAUGUACCAAGACAGUACCUAUAAACAGAGCUCUAUGGUUCACCAAAUGUGUGCUAUAUGGGGAACUUAUUGCAUUAAGAAGAAAGCAUCAAGCAAGAUUAUCGUUCGCUGGUACAGUGCUGCAUACAUCAGAAGCGUCAAGUCUAGAGAAAUUUGAAGAUCAUUGGUUACAAGAAUGGACGCAGCAGGUUAGUGAUUACGUUUACAGAUUUUCCAAAGAAAUAACAAACUUUUCAACUCCAGAAAGAAAAGGAAAUUACAUGAUCAGAUUGAGAUAUUUACUAACAUUGGUUGAAUCAUUGUAUAUUGAAUGUUUGCUUGAUAAAAACCUUUUCCUUUCUUUGAUUAUUAAAUUCUUAAAGGAAGGACUUCCACUAGAACCUAUGCAUAUAUCAGAGUUGUUAUCUUUAUCUACAAAUGAUGGAGAGGAUGUAGCAGUCGAAAGUUGGAUGGAUGAGGUUGAUUUGAAUUAUGGUCAAAGGCUAGUUGCGUUAACCUUGAUAAAAGUAUUUUGGAAAGAUAUAUUAAAGCUUGAUUAUUUGUGUAAAGAAUUGAGUGAAUCAUUACUUUUGAAUUAUUAUUUCAUAGACACAAUUGCAGGCAAACAAACUACAUCAACAACCACUCCUAGGUCAAUACUCCCUUCGGGAUUAAAGCAAAGUAUAAUGACCAUGAUAGGUGAUACCGUAAAUUAUUUAUUCAAAUUUAACACCAAUAUGUUUAUUAUACCCAACUAUUGGAUUUUGAUCAAUGGGGUGUUAUUCAAGAUAUUACUUGAAGGAACUCAAAACAGUGGAGAAGAAGAAGCUGACGUACUGAAGCAACUUGAACUUGUGAAGUUUAGAAAUGAGAGUUUAAUAUUAAGUAUGAAGAAUGUGCCUUCUGCACCUUUAUCAGUUCCAUCUCAUGAAAGGCGUAGUUCAUUACUUGGACCUCAAACUAUAGUUUCACCAAUACCAGUUGCAGGAAUCCUCGAUGAAGAACUGGUGGUUAUUAAUAGAAAUUCAGACGAUGUUUUUCAAAUCAUAAAUCAAUUAGAUUUAUUGAAAUUAAAUAAUAAUCUCGCCAAUAUUUUGAAACCUAUUUCAGGUUCCACCGUCACAAAAGCUAAUAAUUGGAAGAUAAAUUUACGUGUAGUAGUAUAUUGGUGUAUUACUAGAUUUCGGUCAGAAAGAGAAUCAAGUGAAGGUAUAUUGGUAAUCUGUAACUUUUUAAAGAGAAAGGUAUUUUCGGGAUUGAAUCCAAAAGCAAAAGGUAAUCCAAAAGCUGAAUUUGAAAAUGAACUUCUUGAGAUCAUUUAUUAUAUUGCUGAGAAUGAUAUGGCUAAGAUUGACAAAUAUAAAUUAUAUGUGUUGAUUAAUGAACUUUGUCAAUUGAAGGUUAUUUCCAUUGGAUCGUAUUUGAGAAAAUUCAUUGCUUCUGGUAUCUUUUAUUUAUCACCUGGAGCUGAUGAAAACAUUAUGGCUGAUGAUUACAAUCCAUUGGUUGAAACUCAUUUAUCGAUCCUUCAAAAUUUACCUAUCAUUAACAAUAGGCAAUUUGAUAGUAUCUUGAAGAAAUUAUCGUCAUCGCCAUCUGAUUUGAAGGAAAAAUUCGAGAAAGGGAAAGAUAUUUUGAAAUAUAAUAUCUUAGAAAAGGUUGCCAGUAAUGAUCCAUCACCAGAUUUUACUGAGAGUUUAACUUAUGUUACUGGGUUGAACGUGGGAAUAAAAUUCUUAUUAGUCAACUGGAUUACAAAUGAAUUGAAAACAACUAUUUUGAAUUCACCUAAACUUGUGCAUAUCACACCACUUGUCAUUGCCAACUUAUACGACUUUUAUUCCAACUGUGAUAAUUUAACCGUCUUCUUUAAGAUAGUGGUUAAGUUCCUAUUGAAAAAUGAAGGAGGGGUGAUUAUUUUGUACCUUGAUUCCCUUUACUUGAUCUCAAGACUCCUCAUUAGACAUUUUAAAUUGCUUAAGUUCGUGGCUGGUAACACUCACAAUACAUCUGAUUCCACUUGCUACGAUUUAUUUAAAUUGGUAAUACAGACUUAUAAAGAUUUCCAAUCCCGAGAGUUUGAUUAUUUUAGAUUUGAUCAAGUUUGGACAUUCGUGGAUGGUGUAUUUGAUAAAACCUUACAGAAUGAAGUUGGACAAAAUCAAAUGAAUAAGAAGAAAGCUUUUGCAAACAUUUUUGAAAAGGAUCUGAUUGACUCGCCUAUGAAAAUCAAUACACAUGAGUUAGGUAAUGGUAAAGGUGGUAGUGAUAAAUACACACCUGGUGAUUUCAGAUCGGAUUUGGAUUCUCUUCUUCAGAAUAAAUUCCGUCCUAUGGAUGUAACUGAGGUAAAAGAAUUGUUGGGUUCUUUAAAAUUGAAUGUUGACAUUACUAGUCCUCUUUCGUUAAAGAAAGCAGCUUUUACUUUAAUUGAAAAUUUAUGGUCUUCUGGUAAGACUGGAUCUGAAGAAGUUGACGUACAAAGCAUUAAGCUCUUGGUUAAUUUAAGAAAUAGUUUGGGAUUUGAAAUGUUUUCUAGUUUCAAUCUAGAGCUUACUAGUUAUAUUGAAAGCUUGAUGCUUGAUGAUAAGGAAAUCCCAGAUAUCUGUCACUUUUAUAAGAAGUUGAUUAUUUAUGAAGUCAUCAAGGUUACUGAUUUGAUGAGUAUUCUUGAUAAUGUUAAAGAUAAAGUUCCUGAAAGGGUAUCUAGGGUAGUAUUAGAUGUUUUGCUUCAUGAUUCUGUGGAAUCAUUUAGUAGUAAUCAAACUUUAUUGCUUAAGGUAAUCCGACUUGGAUAUAGAGAUCGUUCUAGUGCUUCAUUUCAUCAUUAUAUACUUCGAAGCUUGAAUAGGUUAGAAGGACCUAUAUCUGAAAAUGAGACGUUCUUAGAACUUAAGACUGAUAUUUUAAAAUAUUUCAAUCAAGUGUUGGUCACUUCGACAAGAUUAAUCUUAGAUGAAUUCAUAUCAAAGUUACAAUUCGAUGAUGCUAUCUUCAUUCUCAAUUCAUCACUUAUAAGACCAUCAACUGAUUUUGUGAAGUGUUUAAAAGAUUUCAAAAAUGUAUCUAGUGAAGUUGAUGAAUUUAACAUGCCUAUAUAUCAACUAUUAUUAAGAGUCAUAUGUCAACAAGAAAUAUCCCGAGUUAAUAAGGUUGAACAAAAGCAAAGUUUAAGCUUUAUAGUGGAAUCGUUUGUCCAAAAUCUUAAUUUCACAUUUUCUUCAUACAAUUCUUACAUUGGAGAAUGUUUAAAUUUCAUGGUUUGGGAUGAUAAAGUCUGUAUUUUAGAGAUAUUGGAGACGAUGUUUUUAAGAGGAACUAAGUUUCUUCCUUCUGAAGAUGCUAUUUCACUGAAUAAAGCGGUUGAUUUAAGUAAUAUUUUAGAAACGGUUAAUUUACUUCCAGUGUUUAAUGAUUUUUUUAAGAAAUUCUCAGCAUCUUCAACAAGUAUAGUUGAAUCACUGCAUGAUUUCUUUACUGAUCUUUCUCGAUUCCUAGUUAAAUUGUUAGAAUUGGUUAAUGCAGAAGAAUUGUUUGUUUUUGAAGAAGAUAUCAGUAAUACUAUAUCAGUAUUCUUGAGAAUGUUGAUUAUUCACAAGAUUACUUUAACAAAUGCUAUUAUUGUAUAUGAUGGCGAUCAAUUCACAUUUAUUAAAAACUUGAUUGCUUUGUUGAAUUCUAAAUUCUUAUCUGAUGUUAAUGAAAAGUUAAGGAUUCUUCUAUAUGAUUUAUUACUUCUUAUGAAGUUAUCCAUUACCCAAGAAAUCAAUCUGUUAGGUGAUAAUGCAGUGGUUGAGCCCACAUCACCAGAUUUCGUAGGUGGUGGGGCACAAGGAAGUCCACCAGCUGAUGAUCAAACUAAGAUUUCAGGUGAUAAUUCUUCAGCUUUCAAUCCAUCUUCUAUAUCCAACAUUUCCCAAGUUGCUUCAUUAUUCAAUUUACCUGAACCAAAUGCCAAUAAUCCAUUGGAACUGUAUAUCGAUGAGGCCAAGAUUGAAAGUGUGUUAACUCUUGAUGAAGAUGAAUUACAAUGUGGAGGUGAUAUCCAUAGUUUCAAUGAUCGUAACUUGAUGCUUGUAUCUUCCAGAACAGAAUCGGUUAGUUUAUCCAAUGCAUUUGGUAUAUUAGGGUCUACCCCAACUACAGUAAAAUCUAAACGAGAUUUCAAGCUUCGUAGUUUUGAAAUCCUAGAAGAUUCCAGUUCAUCAUUGAAUGAUGGAUGUAUCAAUCUACAAUUGUUUGAUGCCUACACCACCAAAGAAAAUCCAGCUUAAACUCUUCCUUGAACUCUAUCUACAUAGUAAAUUUCAAAUACAUGUUGCACUUUUUUGCGUCUAAAUAAAUUCUUGUUGCGCGUU
Scheffersomyces coipomensis is the source of this 5133-nucleotide messenger RNA. It is a transcript of the gene SRB8, whose product is annotated as Srb8p. Bases 175 to 5049 code for a protein of 1624 amino acids. The transcript has a single exon. Gene Ontology annotation, biological process: regulation of transcription by RNA polymerase II. Lineage: Eukaryota; Fungi; Ascomycota; Pichiomycetes; Serinales; Debaryomycetaceae. Gene Ontology annotation, molecular function: transcription coregulator activity. Gene Ontology annotation, cellular component: mediator complex. The record is from RefSeq and is a predicted model, not a curated record.